AUGUCUUUUGUCUCUCAGUCUCAAUCUAACGUUUCUAUUGAGUUUGAUGAUGUUGGGUUACUAGAAAGAAUGAUCACAUUCGCUCUGUCCACAAUCCCAUGCUGUGUGUUUCUCUUCAUUAAUGGAACCAUUUUGUUCACUCUGAGGAGUAAAUCUGUUUUUCGUGACACCUGUAGAUAUAUUCUGUUGUUUAACCUCCUUCUUGCAGAUACUGCACAGUUAGUAGUAUCUCAGGUUCUGUUUCUACUUUCUGUUUGUAGAAUUACACUAACAUAUCCUGUUUGUGGCAUGCUAACUGUUUUAGGUAUUCUCACAAAUGUAAUCUCUCCUCUAACGCUGAUGGUGAUGUCUCUGGAGCGGUGUGUAGCUGUGUGCCUCCCGUUGAGACAUGUUAUGAUUGUCACCAUCAGAAACACAAGACUGGCAAUUAUUGCAGUUUGGACUUUGAGUUCAUUACAUAAUAUAUUCCGUGGUAUUUUGCUAUUAGAUUUUUCUUUUGAAGACCUAGGUAGUCUACAAAUGAAAGAGAUAUGCUCUGAUCACAUAAUGCAGCUUGGAUCCAGGUCUAAAGUUUAUGAUAUUGCUUUCACUGGUAUCCUUUUUGCUUCAGCAGCCAUUGUAGUCAUUUCUUCCUAUGUUGGUGUAAUAAUAGCAGCCAGGUCAGCAUCUACAGGGAAAGCUUCAGCUCUGAAGGCUCGUAAUACAUUGAUGCUACAUUUGGUGCAAUUAUGCCUCAGUUUGUCUUCAACUAUUUACAACCCAAUGCUUAUAGCUCUUAUAAAAAUUGUUCAAAGUGAAUGGUUUCAACGAUUACAUAGAUUUCUGUAUAUAUUAAUGAUUAUAUUCCCCAGAUGCUUGAGUUCUUUAAUUUAUGGCCUUAGAGAUCAAACUAUCAGACCUAUUCUUCUGGUCCAUCUAGGUUGCCAACUAAAACAUAAAACUGUUGCAUUCAGUGGUUGA
Xiphophorus maculatus (southern platyfish) is the source of this 960-nucleotide messenger RNA. RefSeq names its product olfactory receptor 7A5-like. Lineage: Eukaryota; Metazoa; Chordata; Actinopteri; Cyprinodontiformes; Poeciliidae. Gene Ontology annotation, molecular function: G protein-coupled receptor activity. Gene Ontology annotation, cellular component: membrane. The record is from RefSeq and is a predicted model, not a curated record. Gene Ontology annotation, biological process: G protein-coupled receptor signaling pathway. The coding region runs from base 1 to 960 and encodes 319 amino acids. The transcript has a single exon.